Amaranthus tricolor (Joseph's coat) is the source of this 3360-nucleotide messenger RNA. RefSeq lists its product as uncharacterized. NCBI's taxonomy places the organism in Eukaryota, Viridiplantae, Streptophyta, Magnoliopsida, Caryophyllales, Amaranthaceae. The transcript has 3 exons. Bases 2258 to 3118 code for a protein of 286 amino acids. Gene Ontology annotation, molecular function: metal ion binding. The record is from RefSeq and is a predicted model, not a curated record.
CUACUACUUGCUUGUUUACUCCCAUGGAAAACCAUUGAAGAAACAAAUUGACACCUUUUCUCUCUUUAUCUCUCCCUCUCCCCACGAUUCCUUCUCUUUUACUUUCUUUUCUUAAUUCCUCAUUCCUCAUCUUACCACUAAAGAAAUCCGGAAAUUAUUAGGAGCCAGAGCAAAAAAGUGAUCCUUUUGCCUUGUAGGUUAUACUAUUUGAUAUUUUUUUAUUCCUUUUUUUCAGCCGUUAAUUUCUGACCCAAAAAUUUUGGUUAAUUAUGGGAAAGAGAAAACGAUCAGGGACUUCUUUCUAUCCUUCUCCUUCAGGUUUUCUCUUAUUUCUCCUAUUUCUUUUCUUUUUUUUGAAUUUUUUUUCUCAAUUAUGUCAUUUUGGGGGUUUUCCUACAAUCAUCUGCUGAUUUAUUGAUUUUAAUUGUGGGUUUUAAUUGAAAUGUGAAAAUGUGUGAAAUCACGGAUCACCUUGUCUUAAAGUAUAGAGUAAUAAUCCUGGGUUUUUGUUAGAAUUUUGGUUUAUGUUGUUAAUUUGUUGUUUAAGCGAGAAUAAAUGGAUAUCUGAGUGUGAUUAUGUAUGUUUUUAUGUAAAGUUUAAUACUUUGAUCGGUACUUUCUAGUUUUUACAUGGCUUUAAUGUCUUGUGAUUUGUUUGAUCAAAGUUUGAUCGUUUAUUUAAUUGAUUGAUUAGAUUUUAGUUCUGUUUGAUGAUGAGCUUUUAAGCUUCUUAAAGGGUUGAUUGAUUUGAAACUAGAUCCGUUUUUAUGUUAGGUUUGAUUGGGUGGAGCUAAAUAUGUAUAACUGUUGAGAAUAUGAUUUUUUAAUUAAUUUUAUUUUUUUGAACAUAGUUGAGGUUUUGUCAUCUAUGGCCAUGAUUUAAGGUAAUUGGUAGUGUUGAAGCUCAGGGCAUAUACCCAUGUUGUGCAUUUGUGUUCUAGUCUAAAUUUAAGCUAUACUUUGCGGGAUUUUCAUUUCAAGUCAAGACUUGUGUAAGCGAUGGAACUAUGAAGGUUGGAUUUGAGGAUACUGUCCUUGUUGGAUUUCUUGAUGCGUUUUGAGCUGGACAUUGGUGUCCUUUCGAAGAUUGAGAUUCACUUUGUUAGUUUUAUAGGAAUAUUGAACCCGUAUGUUUGUGGUUUUGGUUAGGGACAUGCUGAAGUAGACAAAAAUUUACUACUACUGUUGUUGGCCAUUGGUGCCAACUUCCCUGGUAGCUUCAACUACAUUUUCUCAGACUACCAUGAUUGUCAAACAAGAUUAUGAGAUGCUUGUGUUGGAAUGAAUCUCUUGACACAUGCUUGUUUUGGCAUUGAUGAGUUUGUAGAAAAUGAAGAGUAUGCUAAAUACUGUGGAACUUGGUUGAGAUUUUAAUUUAAAUACACGUGAUUGAGGUACACGGUGCCCUGAAGUUACAUGUUGGAUCGUCAAGAUUGUCCUGUCAAGGGAAUGGGCCGCUUGACUGUCAUGUCUGUGUUGCCUUAGUUAAGUGGCUGAAGUGGACCUCUGAACACAUUCUUGUGUUGGACAUUGAUGUUGACCACUUAUAUUAUGUCCAAUGUAUGAGCCGAAGGACUUUCAUGUCAACAUGGACAAACUUCGACGAAAUUGGCCGAAUCGGACCUCAAAGACAGUCUUUUGUUGCACAUUUGACGGUUGACCGAUUGAUUUCUUGUCAAGAAAAUCAGCAGGACUUUCAUGUCAAUGUGGCCAAAUUAAGUAAAAUGGUCGAUUUAUACUUGUGUUAAACAUUUUUUAUGUCGGCCACUGCCCAUUUUUGUUGACCAAUUCUCGCUCUUGUCAUGGACAUGAUCUGCAGGAAUUUCACAUCUAUGUGGCUAAAAGCGAGAAAAUAGCGGAAUGGGACCUCCGAGCACAUUCUUGUGCUAGGCAUUGGCUCAAAGCUUGAGAAAAAUGUUGAUGUAGGAUUUGUAGGUGCAUAUCUGUGUAGGGUGGCGAUGUUUAAUGAAUUUUUAAGAUUUUGAAUUGUGGGCAUGGGAUGCAGGAUACCAUCUUCAGUUAGGUGAAAAUUUCAACAGUUUGACUUCUAGACUGUCUUAUUGUUGGACAUUCUUUCCUAUUCAGUUAGUCUAUAUAGGAGCUACAUUUGUUCGAUUGUCAUGUACAUUGAUUAAAGACAUGACAUGUAAGACUCUACACCAUGUAAACUAGUCCAAAUCAGGAUACCAUCAUCUGAUUAUCAGGAGUUUUGUAUCCUUUUGGAGUAAUUUAAAAUCGCUAGUAUGUUUUAGGUGUCAUGUUCUUUGCUUUGCGGUUGGAUCUGGAUAGAAACACCAACAAUUUCUAUUUUUCUGUUUUAGUUUUCUCUACACUAAUAGAGAUACAUUAUAUUGUUCUGUUGAAUAAUUUUGGAGAUUUUUUGAAGGUAUGCAGAAUUCUAAUGGUUUAUCUUUUUUAUUCAAUUUUGUACUAUAAUAUUUCAGAUUCUAGGCCAUGUUCCUCAGGAAGGGAUCUGACACCUGGCGAGUCCAGCUCUUCUGCUCCAGACAACCGUAAUAUAUUCAAGUCUAAUCCUUCUGUUAAGGAAACUAUGGAUACUCGUGGUAAGCAACCAAUUUCUCAACUUUCACUUGGUCAACAUCAACACAAUCUGAGUCGCUCAGUGUUCUGGAAACGCUCCCGUCACCACUAUGGAAAUCAGUAUUCUCGGCGAAAUUCACCCAACUACCAUAAGCCCUCUACUUCUUAUGCCAAGAUUACUCCUUUCCCUGAUGAGCGGUCAUGUUUUACGUUGGGUAGUAAAUACAACUCUGAUGUUGGACAUCGUCCAGAUUUUGCGGAGUUUAGAGAAAGUGCCUUUUGGCGUCCAGAAAGAAUCAGGUCCAGCACCUCGGUUAUUCAUGCGAUUUCUCCUUACGCAGUGAGGAUGACGUGCGGAGUAUGUCAGAAAUUAUUAAAGCGUAAACCUCAUAAUUUCGGUAGCACUCUUGCCUCGGAAGAGCUUUCAAUUGCUGCAGUUUUGGUUUGUGGGCAUAUAUUUCAUGCUGAUUGCUUAGAACAAAGAACACAGGUCGAGGAUAAAAGAGACCCUCCUUGUCCGAUAUGCUCAGGAUUUGACCCGCAGAUUGAAUUAAUUGACCUUGAGCGAGAUUCAUAGGUUCGUUAACAAAUAAAUUACAUGUAUAGAUAGAUUUAGAGCAAUGAACUAGCUAGCUGAUGGUUCGAGUAAUCGCAUAAGUGGCUGAUUCCUGACCCUCGAUAGUUCUAGGUGGAGGUGCUAUGGUACAACUGGAUCAUGCUAGUUUAUAGUAUCUUUUGUUUACCUUUGUUGUAUUGUAAAAAUCUAAUCCUAAACUUGCUUGCUGAAUGAUGCUUCAUCAGUUGUAUACUCUUGUUCAA